Cryptomeria japonica (Japanese cedar) is the source of this 2345-nucleotide messenger RNA. RefSeq names its product L-gulonolactone oxidase 2. Bases 215 to 2074 code for a protein of 619 amino acids. The record is from RefSeq and is a predicted model, not a curated record. The transcript is spliced from 3 exons. Gene Ontology annotation, cellular component: membrane. Gene Ontology annotation, molecular function: D-arabinono-1,4-lactone oxidase activity; FAD binding. Lineage: Eukaryota; Viridiplantae; Streptophyta; Pinopsida; Cupressales; Cupressaceae.
UCAUCUAUCUAAACAAUGAAGUUUUGGUAUUUUAAAGACUAUGGAAGGGCACUUUUUAGACUUCGGCAUUUUAGAGACGUAAGCAUUAGGAAGACGAAAUCUACACGAAUCUUAUGCUCCAUAGCUUAAGAUCCAGACCUACCUGUACACGAAAUGCAGACCAACAAAUUAAAAUAGUGUAUUGAUUUUCCCUCAGCAAAAUUUGUGUGAUUGCAUGAUGGCUGGCUCCCUCAUCAUAUUUGUGCUCUUCUUUGAUUUUGUUUUGGGUUUACAAUCAGCCUGUAUGCCUCCUCAAUCAAUAGAAUGCAAAAUUAACCCUGGGUUUCACAUCUUCAAUCCUCUGGACAUUUGGGAUGACCAUGAGACUUGUGUGCAUCCUCCAUCAGUAGCAAGCAAUUUUAGCCAUGAAUGCCACAUAUUCAAUUUUAAGGGUAUUUGGGAUGACCGGGGAACUUGUGAGGCUGCAAACGCUGCAUGGCCCAAAUCAGAAUCCGAGCUUAUACAGGCAGUUGCCCAUGCAGUGAAAAACAAGCAAAAGAUUAGAGUAGUCAGCGGGUUGGGUCACAGUCUAACAAGAUUACCCUGUGUGGGAAAGCAGGGACUCAUCAUCUCUACCCAAAACUAUAAUUCAGUAAUUGCAAUCAACAAAACUGCAAUGACAAUUACAGUCCAAUCUGGAACACUGAUGAAAGAUGUGAUUGAAGCAGCUGCAAAGGAAGGACUGACUCUGCCUGCCAUGAUUUACUGGAAUGGAGUUUCGGCAGCUGGAGUUAUUUCUACAGGAGCCCAUGGCAGUGGUCUCUCGGGAAAAGGAAGUGGGGUUUAUGAAUAUGUUGUUGGGUUGAAAUUGAUUGUCCCUGCGCCUCCUUCCCAAGGCUAUGCAAAGCUCAUCACCUUGGGCGAAUCAGAUCCAGAUCUGAAAGCUGCUAAGAUAUCUCUUGGAGUGCUCGGAGCGAUCUCUGAAAUAACCUUCACAUUGGAGCGUAUGUUCAAGACCUCAUUUUCAGCCAGUGUGAAAGAUGAUAAUGAUUUAGAAAAAGAAGCCGAGAGUUUCCUAAGAGCCAGUGAAUAUGCAUAUAUAAAUUGGUUUCCCUCACAAGGGAAGACAAUUUUCCUAAGCAACCAUGUUGUUUCUGUUGAUGUACCUGGAGAUGGCCUCAACUCAGGAGUUGGCGGUCCAAUCACAGCAAUGACCGUUGAAACAAGGGCUCAUCAGAAUGACGAAAUGCAAGCUAAAGAAGAUGUAGAUGCAAUCUGCAAUGGAUUGGAGCUGCUGAUCUCAUCCGCGACAAAGGGUAGUGGCUUCUUGAAUGACGGAAAACAGUUCACAGGGUAUCCUGUAAUUGGAUUCAAUCAUCGGAUGCAAGCAUCUGGUGGAUGCCAAGAAAGUCACCCUAAUUAUCAACAUAACCACAAGAGCUGCACUCCCAACAAGAUUUUGGAUAAAAAUAAUACAGUCUGUAACUGGGAUCGACGGCUGCACACCAAUGCAGUCUUCGACGUGGAGUUGAGAGUGUCAACGUUUCAUCUCAAGGAAGCAAUUGAGGACAUAAAGAAAAUUAGGGAUCUGAAUCCCUCAAGACUGUGUGACAGGGGUUCAGUGGGUGGAAUAUACAUGCGCUCUGUGAAGAAGUCAGAUGCAUAUCUUGGACCUGCAGAGGAUCAGGUGACUUUGGAGCUGCAAACUUAUCGGCCAAGAGAAGCAGGUAUACCCAAGUGGAAUGAAGAUGUUUUUCAAGAAAUUGAGCAAAUGGUGGUAGAAAAGUACAAAGGGGUGCUACACUGGGGGAAAUCUGGAGGUCACUUGUUUGAAGGUGUUGCCAAGUGGUCUGCAAACCUGGAGGAAUUCCUCAAGGUGAAAGAUAGGUUUGAUCCCAGUGGAUUUUUUUCUAACGAUUGGACUGAUGGGUUGUUUGAGAUCGGAGGGAAAAGAGUGGAGGAGUUGAGGGAUGGAUGUGCACUGGAUAAGAUGUGCAAGUGCAGAGAGGAUAGACAUUGUGCUCCAGACAAAGGAUAUUUCUGCCGAGAGGGAAGAAUUUGGAGCAAGGCUCGUGUUUGCAGAAAGUCAUCUUGAUAUUAAUGGUGGUAGAUGGUUUUCCCUGGGCCUGGGUGGUGCAGGAGCACCUGAGCACCUGAAUGCUCAAAUCCUAGCAGGUAUAACAUUUUAUUGCAAUUUAAGCAUGUGUGUUUAUUUUAUGCUUCUAGUAGGUUUAAUAGGUUUGUUUUGUGGUUUAAUAAGGCUUGGAACUCAUUUGUGUUUAAGAGUUUCCAAGAUUUUUGUUUUUUUGCUCGGCAGGCUAAAAAUUGUCAAUUUUGGGUCCAAAUGAGCAUUUUUGAAUUUUUGA